AUGGUCAAAUCAUACUAUAUCGCUGGUGCUGCGUCAGCGGUGUGCGUUGUGCUCAUCGCGGUCGCCGUUUCGUCAACGGUCUAUCUGCUCAACGAUAUUUCAGAAUUCUAUCAGGACGCGCAAGAGGAGCUCGUCGAGUUCCAGGAUCUCGCCAAUAAUGUUUGGGAGUUUAUCGUAAUCGAUGCGACACCAGAAGAGUUGCGUGAAGCUGAGGAAAUUGAAAAAGAACGAGAACAGCGAUUCAAGAGACAAUACGAAACAGAAAUUCCUGAUGAGUCCGAAGAAAGUGAAGAAGAGAAUAAUUAUCGCGAUGUUGGGCCUCCAUCUUCGCGCCCACAAAAACAUGAGAACCCAACACCACGUGUAAUUCAAGCAGGAUUCCGGCCUCCUCCAGUCACAGUGUCUCCGCAAAGACCACCUACAACAUAUAUUCCAGGACAGCCUUAUCAGCCACCAGUUACAACUGCUCGACCAAAUAGGAAUGGAUAUGAUAUUGACAACAAACCAGGAUAUGAUAAUCAAAGCUAUCAACCGCCAAGAGGUCAGAAUUCGGGAUACUAUCAGCCAUCGCAGACUCGAUCGCCAAAUCAAGGAGGACGACAAUAUCCUGAAGAUGUUAUUCCACGACCUACACAACGAUCAAAUGGAGGGCAAUAUCCAGAGGAUUCUACACAGAGGCCAGUUCAAUCCAGAAAUCAAAGACCUUCUGGAGGGCAGUAUUCCCAAGAUGUUACACCGUCACCAUUCGAUAAUAGACAACCAAAUGGAGGACGGUAUCCAGAAGACUCGCUGCCUCCCACAGAUCGGAAUCGCCACACUCCGAGAAAUCCAGGAUUUCCACCACCAGCAAAGACGUACAAUCCAAGAGAACGCGAGCCUGGCUACCCAAGUGGAAAAUCGAUGUUCUCGUACACCACCCCAUCAACAAAUCAACGAAUUAAUUCAACUCCGAUUCCACCAACUGCCAACACCGACUUCCCCAAUAGGCCAUGGAAAAAUAUUCCGCCAACACCGCGACGCAAUCAAUGUGACAAAUGCAGUCUGAUGCCAAAUAACUGUCCAGCUGGACCACCAGGACCACGAGGAAGGCCAGGACCUCCAGGAUAUCCGGGACAAGAUGGACCCCGUGGUCUUCGCGGUCUUAACGGUGCUAUCGCUAUCAAUCAGCAAAAUGGAUAUGCUGGAGAAGGAUGCAUCCAAUGCCCGAUUGGUGCGCCUGGAAACCCAGGACCAGACGGAGAGCCGGGAACUCCCGGCGAUGAUGGGCUUGACGGUGAAACUGGAACACCCGGACGUGAUGGAGAACCAGGUGCUCCAGGAGCUCCUGGUGAUGCUGGUUAUAAAGGACCGUCUGGAACUCCCGGAACACCAGGAAGACCAGGAAGAAACGGACAAAGUUGCAGAAGUGUUCCAGGGCCACCAGGAAAGCCAGGACCACCAGGAGAACCAGGACAGCCAGGAGAUCCAGGAAUUGAUGGUGAACACGGACAACCAGGAUCGCCAGGAAUCCAAGGACCACCAGGACGUGACGGUAAUCCGGGAGCUGAUGGACCUGACGGAGAGACAAUUCCUGGCAAACCAGGUCCUGAUAGCGAUUAUUGCCCAUGUCCAAAGCGAACUGCAUCAUUGGAAACACUCCAUAAGGUUAUCGAAAUGUAUGAGAAGCAGUUGAACAACGUCACUGGUGGAGAAAAGGAGGCAAAUUCGGAAUCUGAAGACACUAGUCCUCAAGCGCCACCACAUGAUCAGUUGAAGCAUUAUCCGGAUAUUUCAUACGGAGAAUUUCAAGCGCCACCAAAGAGUAUUCGUCGUCCAGUGGACACAUCCGCGGAGAUUCCACCAAAACAACGAACCGGAUAUGAUCAAGGACCACCACAACAGCCACAAACACACAAUGUAUAUGAUCAGAGACCAACGUCGACAUAUCGCGAGCCGAAGCGAAUUGAUAUUAAGCUUCGCGAAAAAUCGAACGCGCAAAGAACAGAAUCGGAACGCGAACGGUCGUAUGAGGUCGAGCCCGAACCAGAAUACGAGCCUGAUAGACAUCAUCCACAUCCACCCGGCAUUCGAUUCAAGCGACCACAGAGGAUAAGAGAUGAGGAUCGUAGGUCACAGUAUGAUAGAGAUACAAGCGCUUCUUACGAAGAUCAUCCACGACCAGUGGAAUACCCAAGAAAUGAAGAACCAUACGACGGAUCAUCGAGACGGCAUUCAAAACCAAGAAGUGAAGCAAAUAUUCCGAGAGAGAAUAAUGGAGAGUAUAAAAAUACUAGAGCAAUUCAGACAGAAAUGCACCCAAGAGAACUAGAAUAUUCUGACAGAGCUCCUAGAAUUGAAAUGAAGAGAAUCAGACCUUUGGAUAGUUAUCAAGAGGAGGGAUAUGACAGAAGAGCAGCAACAAGAAGCGACGAGUAUCAAAUGGAUUCUGCUCCACGAACUCAUACUGUUGAUCAAACGCAACCUUAUAGAAGAAGGCGAUCACGCUACUCAUACAACUUCCGCAAUCGAUAUUACGAAAAAUACCUCAUUUAG
Messenger RNA from Caenorhabditis bovis, 2532 nucleotides. Lineage: Eukaryota; Metazoa; Nematoda; Chromadorea; Rhabditida; Rhabditidae. The record is from the annotation of a GenBank genome assembly.